AUGGAUUCUAAAUACACAUCAUUUGGGAAGGACAAAGAUCAAAAGAGACAUAUCGAUAUUAAGGCAAAAAGAAUUAAGCUAUGUAUCGAUAAUAAGAAGCCGGUUGACCAAAGAAAUCAAAAUAAAAUAAAUGGAUCUGUUCUUGGUACAAGUAAUACUUCUGUUAAUGGUAUAUCUGAAGAUUUGCACGAGUCCAGGAAAUUAUUGCCAGUUUACACAGUACGAAAUAAACUUAUAGAAGAAAUAAAAAAACACAGCACAAUGAUAUUAAUAGGCGAAACAGGUUGUGGGAAAACUACACAAAUUCCUCAAUUAAUUCAUGAACAUAGGCUAGAAGGCCUCAGUGGAAUAGCUGUUACACAGCCUAGGAGAGUAGCUGCUAUAACUUUGGCCCUCCGAGUAGCUGCUGAAAUGAAAACAGAAAUAGGUUCCAUUGUGGGAUAUUCUGUUCGAUUUGAAGAUGUUACAAGUCCUCGAACCAAAGUUAAGUAUUUAACUGAUGGUAUGCUAUUGAGGGAGGCAAUUAUUGAUCCAAUGUUAUUGAAAUAUUCCAUUAUAAUAUUGGAUGAAGCUCAUGAGAGGACUGUAAAUACAGAUGUAUUAUUUGGAAUAGUGAAAUUAGCACAGAGAGAACGAAAAUCCAGACCAAAUAAGUUAAAGGUAAUCAUAAUGUCCGCUACAAUGGAUGUUGAUACAUUUAGAAACUAUUACGACAAUUGUGCAGUAAUAUACUUAGAAGGACGCACAUUUCCAGUGACAAUAUACCAUUCUAAAAUAAAACAGGAUGAUUAUCAAUACUCCGUUGUUUGUGCCAUAUUUCAGUUGCAUGUUACUACACCGGCCAAUCACGAUUUUUUAGUAUUCCUCACUGGCCAAGAGGAAAUUGAAACUGUUAUGGCUAACAUCAGGCAAAUUGCAAAGGAAUCACAAGGACCACCCAUAAAGGUUUGUCCAUUAUAUGCAGGUCUGCCAGCUGCAAAACAAUUGCAAGUGUGGCAACCUGUUCCUGCUGGAAUGAGGAAAAUUGUCUUAGCAACUAAUAUAGCAGAAGCAUCAGUGACAAUUCCACAAAUUAAAUGUGUAAUAGAUACUGGAGUUGUUAAGGAACGGACGUGGUGCACGGUGACGGGCGCGGAGCGGCUGCGCGUGGUGGCGUGCUCGCAGGCGGCGGGCUGGCAGCGCGCGGGCCGCGCGGGCCGCACCGCGCCCGGCGCCGCCUACCGCCUCUACACCGCCGCCGAGUUCGCGGCGCGACCGCCCCACAACACGCCCGAGAUACUGAGGUGCCCACUGGCAGCAACUUUGUUAAUGUUAAUAGCUACAGGGAUGGAUCCGAGCACAUUUCCCUUGAUUGAUGCACCUUCAUCAGAUUCUGUUCAAGCAUCAGUAACUCUGUUAAAAGAAUUGGGAGCUAUAGAAAACGAAAAUAAUCCAAAAUUAACUGCACUUGGGAAGAAAAUGACGGCAUUUCCAAUUGAUCCCAAGUAUUCUAGAAUAAUUUUGAAUGCACCAGAAUAUAACUGUUUAGAUGAAGCAUUGAGUCUCGUUGCGGUAAUGUCUAGUGAAAAUGUGUUUCACACGCCAUUACACAAAAGGGAAGAAGCUAUAAAAGUUAAACAAAAAUUCGUGUCAUCUCUAGGCGAUCACAUUACGCUUCUCAACGUUUUUAAAGCGUUUUGCAAAGCACCUCUUAAAAAGCAAUGGUGUAAGGAGAAUUAUUUGAACCAUAAGAAUUUAACCUACGCAUGCGAUAUAAGACACCAGUUGCUUACAAUUUGUCAAAGGUUGAAUAUGGAAGUAACGAGUUGUGGAACAGCUGUGGAUCAGUUAUUAAAGUGCCUCCUCAGCGGUCUGUUCACGAACUGCGCGUGGGCGCGAGGCGGCGGCGCGGGGGGCGCGGGGGGCGCGGGUGGCUCGGGCGGUGCGGGCGGCGCGGGGGGCGCGGGGGGCGCGGGCCGCUACGCGACCGCGUCAGGCUCGGCCGCGUCCAUACACCCCGCGUCGGUGCUCCACUCCCUCCGCCCCGCGCCGCCCGCGCUGCUCUACUCGGAGCUGCUGCACACGAGACGAGCCUACCUCGUUACCGUGUCCGCGAUAGAAGCCAGCUGGCUCCACCAGGUGGCGCCGGAGUACGCGAGGCGGUGCCGCGCCAGCCGGUGACGAAACGUUUACGCCUCUGCGUGUUUGUGUGUGCGUGAAUAUUGUACCUUACUGAACUAUAAUUGUAUUAAACGUGUUGUUCUCGUUUGAGGUGCUAACGUCUAGACUGCGCUGGCUUAUGUGGGAAGAUAUCGCGUCAAUUGAUAGCGCAAGAUCAUGGAAAAGCUGUUUAUCGAAUAAAGUACAAACUCACUAUAUUCGAUUGUCAGUUUUCUGCCUGCACCUCCGCCAUUGUUGCAAUACAAUCCACCUCAGAAGAUAAGUCGCAUGUUAUAACCUAAGCACAGUUAACUUUUGUGUAUAAUAAAGCUAAAUUAAGUAUCAUAUACCUACAUUUAAACAGUUGUUUUGCUAUUGAUUUAGUUAUUUUUUAAUAAUAUAUUUAACAUAGUGCUAUUUCAAUUAUGAACCUAUACCUAACAUGUUUUCGUACUUAAGAUAUAUUUGUAUGUUCAAAGAAAAACUUAAAAUAUUCACAAUCAGAAUUGUUGUAAUAAAAAAAUACAAAUUGUUAUAAUUGUAUAAAUAUAAAUAAAUUGGUUACUUAUUUUUGUAGAUCUAGAUAAAUAAAUGAACGACAUAGUUGUAAUAACUUGUUACCAUUAUGUAAGAAAAAAAAAAAUGUUGAUCCGUACUUCCCAUAAUAUUUGAUCUUAUAUGAUUUCGAAGUUAUUGUUAGAUAAUUAUAAAAUCAUGUCAUAUAAAUGAUGAUCUUGCAUGAUAAAAAGUUGACAACUGUUAUAUACUGUUUAUUAUAAAUAGUUUAUUCAAGGGUUUUUUAUUAUUCAAUGUAUAGUUAACCCGAUACAAACAUUUUGUGCGUAGAUAUAUAAAUCGCAUAAAAUGUUUAUACCGAACGAUUUUGUAUCAAGAUUGUUGAAAAAAGAAUCGAAAUCUAAAAUAAUGUAGUGUAAUUUGAAGGCAAAUUGGCAUUGGCUUAAUUUGUAAAUACAUAAUUUGAAUAUUUUUUGUACAAACAAACAAAAAGUUUCAUCCAUGAUUUGAACAAUGUCUCACGCAGUUAGUUUUACAAGAGCUUCUAAUAAUUUCUUAGCAAAGGCGUGAUGUCAGGAAAUGACCUCGUACGUGUGCAAGCUCAUGAUGUCAGCUCUUGACUUGCUUAUAGUCAAGGAUACACUAUGAAGUGAAGUACACUAAGACGAACAAUGGCUAAAGACAAAAAGGACACGGACAUGGCAAUGUACGUACGUAUGUACAUACAUUUCUAAUAAUGAUUAUAUCUGUCUAAACAGAUCUUAUGCGUCUUAUAUGGAAAAGACGACAAUGACGACGAGAAUGAAAGACGACAAUAUAUAUUUUUUCUUUUAACUACACAGUAGACGUUAGUUACGGACGGUAGUUCGUAAACUAAAAAACCAAUCCUCGAUAUUAGCAGUGUUUCUCUUUAUUUUUCUUUUAUUUUAUGAACAACAGUGAACAGAUUAAGACAUUUUUAUAACCACUACCACCUGUUAUGAUGUAUUUUUUCUUUGUAUUUAACAUUGUUAAAUGUUUAUUCAAGUUGUAUUUUAGAAUAAUGUAUGUGCCUAUUUCAUAUUAAGGUUAAAUAAUAGGUAAUUUAUUUAAUAAGGAACAUGUAACUGUUAUUGUUAUACAAAAAUUAUCUCAGUCAUUUUGUAAAUAAUAUAU
Molecule: messenger RNA, 3810 nt
Organism: Zerene cesonia (dogface butterfly)
Lineage: Eukaryota; Metazoa; Arthropoda; Insecta; Lepidoptera; Pieridae
Gene: ath
Product: ATP-dependent RNA helicase DHX33
Exons: 12
Coding region: 1-2160 (719 amino acids)
Biological process (GO): positive regulation of transcription by RNA polymerase I
Cellular component (GO): intracellular anatomical structure; nucleolus
Molecular function (GO): RNA binding; ATP binding
Source: RefSeq, a predicted model, not a curated record